AUGGCGUCUCAUGAUAUUUUUGCAUGCGCCUAUCACAGCUUCCUCAGCACCCUCAGCGAUACUGACCGGGCACGCUACGAUGACAAAUGUACCCCACAAAGCCUACUGGAUGGCUUACAAAAGAUCACUAGCCUAGCAAAGGGGACACAGAAUAGGCGCUCUCAGAAGCCUUUUGCCAUUGUUCGGGAUUUUAAUGAGAGAAUGCGUCCGUUUUUUGCGAUUGUCGAGGGCCCCGUCACGCAAAGCUCUGUCUAUGCAGGCGCGGCACUAGGCGCUUUGAGACUCGUUCUUGAGUUGGCUAGUUGCUUUCCGACGUUGCUUAUGAAACUUCUAGAGUGCAUCAAAGAUAUCACGGAGUCAUUUCCGAGAUAUGAAGCCCUAGAAGACAUUUGCCGCGGCAAACCGACUCCUAGAUUGUUGCUACAUCUUGGACGGGUAUACCGCGAUCUUUUUGACUUCUUCAAUAGUGCAGCUUCGCUGUUCACAGCUAGCAGUGGCAAGGUCAGACGGCCAAUCGAGUUAAUUGCUAGUGUGAUAUGGAGACCAUUCGACGAGAGGUUUGGUGUUAUCUUGUCCAGCAUGUCUAGGCACCAGCAGCAGCUAAAUGAUGAAGUCAAUAUCUACCAGCUCGAACUAACAAGAGAGGCCGCCACGGCUUCAGAGGAGAUUUACAAAGACACACAAGCCACUCGUGCCUGUGUUUCGGACCUUAAAGAGCACGUGCGACUUCAAACUAGAGAGCAAGCGAUCGCUAGAAUUCAGUCUUGGUUGAAUGCACCAAACUUCGCCAGCACAUACUGGAAUACUCUCGAUGAAUGCCAAGAGGAUACCGCGCAAUGGAUAUUUGAAAUGGACAAGUUCCAAGAAUGGUCUGAGAGUCUCUCGAUAUCGUCGACAGGCAGCUCCGCACCUGAAAGCAGACUUUUGUGGAUUUAUGGCAAUCCUGGAGGCGGCAAAAGUGUUCUCACGGCAUCUAUCGUCCACGAACUCUCCAGCUGUAACCAAAAUCUGGUCUACUUCUUCUUCAAAGAGCAGUCCCCAUUCCACACUGCCUCCGACCUCGCAUUCCGCGCCAUUUUAGCUCAAAUACUACAUAAGCAUAAACACAACGACGACAUGCUUGAUAAGUUUAUAUUCGCUUCAAACCAUGGCGACAAGUCAUCCGGCCAAUCAAUUGCGACACCAGCUGAGCUGAGAGACUUGCUGCACUUAUGCUUGAGCUCUAUCAGAAACCCCAUUAUGAUUCUUGAUGGCAUCGAUGAGUGUACGGAGCCGGACAGUUUCGUUAAGUAUCUCAGCUCGUUGCUCGCUCUACCCAAUCUACGCGCUUUAUUCUCGAGCCGACCUACUGUUCAAUCGCUGACCAAGUUGGUUCCACUACAGCACCGUUUGAGCUUUGGCCAAGUUGGCGUAGAACAUGACCUUAAAACAUAUUGUCACUAUCACCUGACUGAUCUUUUCGACGAUGGUCUUCUUUUGGAAACUUCUGAUAUUCAAUAUCUCACACAAAGGCUGGUGCUGGGAGCGGAUAGGAUGUUUUUGUGGGCGAAGCUCAUGUUCUCGUUCUUGAGGUCUCCUGCCUUGAACAGACGACUAAGAGAGAAUAUGAUACACUCCAUCACGCUUCCUGAAGGUCUCGGGUCUAUGUAUAUGAGAAUCUUCCGACAGAUAUCUCUCCUGGACUCGGCGCAGCAACAAAUGGCCAAAAGGGUAAUUCAAUGGACGCUCCUUUGUCAUCAAGAAUGUUUCCUGUCCUCUCAGGCCUGGCAUCACUUACUGGGUGCUGAAGAGCCAGAUGAUAAAGAAACCGCAUUCGCACAUCUCUCAGAACUCAUCAGUCUCGUAACGUGUGGCUUGGUGAUCUGUCGUGGCUCACAGCUCCGUCUAGGUAUUCUCGAUCCAUCUAGCUCCGGGAGAUCUCACUCAGCGAAUUGCGUCUUUGUCCAUCUUUCCGUCAGGGAAUAUCUUUUGGAAUGGACGCCAGAAGAUCAGACUAUAGCGAAGCUUUCUCCUUCUCCAAUUAUCUCGCAUAUGGAUAUAGCAAAAUUGUGCUUGGAUCACUUGCUUGACUCGGCUCCCACUUCGAUACCUUUGAGUAUGAAUAGGGAGCUGAUCGAUCUAUACUCUUACUGCUCCGUCCGCUGGCUCUAUCAUCUCGGCAAAGCCGUCUCUCCCAGGACAUCGUGGCGUAACAUGUACUAUCAAGAAAUGUGUUCAACCGUCGUCAAAGGGAUUGUUGACCUGCUAAGGCGCCUCCUUGAGAACCCACUGGCAGUUGCUCACUGGAUUGACUGCUUCUAUACAAGCCCGUCUGUAUUUCCAUUUUGGUCCUCGGCAGGAGCGCAUCGUCUUCGGUUUGACGACGACAUCAAUGUCCCAACGGCAAUGAUAUUGAAGGAAUUCUCACAAGCAGUAGAUUGGCUAGGCUGGGUGCAGAAGCUCCAGGUACCAGACAUUGAAGCCAAAGUCUUUCUCUAUCUAUCUGACAAUCUAGAUCGGCUAAGGGAAGACUUGACUGAUGUAUGCAAGAAAUGGGAUUCGAAGCUAAGCGAAACACCAGCUAUUAUAUGGAGUGAUGUUCUUGCAUUUACAUCAAGCAAGUAUCUCCCAGCAGCCCAGUCUACAUACCAAGUCCCAAUUGACUCAGGAACGCCAAGUCUCCCUACCGGGGCGUGUAAACGCCUUUGCCAUAUAUCGGCGACCUCUUCUGAUGGGUCUGUGCUUGGUAUUCUUAGCAUCUGGCCAUCACGCAAGUUUGAAAAGUUCUGGGAAACGAUCCAACCGAGCACUGCGUAUAUGGAAGUCGAGAAUUACUGUGACAAUUGGCAUGCGGUUUAUGAACUCAGCCGCGUUGGCGAGCCUAUGGAGAAACUUGGCACCAUCUCUAUCCCGUUGAAGGCAACUGAAGUGGCGUUGCAGAUGAGACAGGCAUUCCGACAAGAACAUCUCUCGACGUGGAAGGCCUCUUUCCCGUUCUCUAUUAGCUUCGACGGCUAUUCUAUAUGUGUUCUACGAACUAUUUACCGUGUCACCAUUGAUCCAGUGUUAUCAAGGCUGCGAAUCCGAUCUUGCCGAAUGCCCCUGGAGGAGAUUACAAGGAUCCAGCACUUCUGGGACGAUAGGCUCAAGAGACAUGAUCCCAGUUAUUCACUCAGUAUCGGGUUGCCUCCAACAUUGCAACUGCUGCAACGAAAGCUUUACACGUAUCGAGCUAUAUUCGACAUACACAGUCGCUACGUUUUCUUCCAAGAUGCAAAAAAGUUCGAAGCUCCGUUACUAGCUGUCUUUGAGGUGAACGACACGCCGAGUGGGGAGCUUCAUGUUCGAGUUGUCGCCGUUGCACCAGAUGAGAUUAUGGGGCCCUGGCUGGGCUGUACUGGAAUACCUUUAUCGACGGCAAGGUUCCAUCCCAAGUCAAGCCUCGUCGUGUCUGCUGUAAGGGGUCGUGUUAUGGCAUGGGACUUUUCAACAAACACUAUGAGUCACCUCUCAACAGACGGAGCCGAGGUUACAAGCCUUUCGAUAUCGACGUGUGCCAAUUAUGUAGUCGUUAUGCGAGAGAACUCUGAUAGUCAUGAAGUCUACGACUUGACAAAGCGUAACUUGAAUCUCACCAGCACAGCUGAAAAUAGCCCGGGACCAUCCGGAUCACUUAUGCCCCCUCAUAAGCAGCAAAAGACUCAUAGCUCACACGAAGGUCAUAUGGAAAGGUUGGAUUCAAGAAUGGAGGUUAGACAUGCAAACCUCAUCGGAUCUACCUUUGCACUUGCUGGUGGAGAUGGCAACUCUACCAUCAUUAACGCUGGGCCUCAAAAUAUCGGGUCUCAGUUGAGAAUUGAUGCCGGAAAGAUCAAGUUGACCGCUCCCCAAUGCAUGACAGAUACAGCCGCCAAGACCCUAGAACUUCUAUCGAUCCCGAGCACGAUCUCGACCCAGGACAGUCGCAUAACGCUAUAUCUACCGAAUCAAGACGACAACCACCUCUCGCUUCUAGUGGAUAAAGGGAUAGAAGAUGGGUAUAACAUGAUGGACAAAGUAGGACAAAGUCUGCCCGUCUUGGUCAGGAAGGAUAAGCGGCUGGUCCGUGAAGCUAUCCAAAGUGCUACUGGGCAGAAGGACGAAAGGAUUAGACUAGUGGAAGGGGCGAAGAGAUUGUUCUCAGAGAUAGACCAAUGA
Molecule: messenger RNA, 4176 nt
Organism: Fusarium proliferatum ET1
Lineage: Eukaryota; Fungi; Ascomycota; Sordariomycetes; Hypocreales; Nectriaceae
Exons: 6
Coding region: 1-4176 (1391 amino acids)
Source: RefSeq, a predicted model, not a curated record